Talaromyces rugulosus is the source of this 516-nucleotide messenger RNA. RefSeq lists its product as uncharacterized. The record is from RefSeq and is a predicted model, not a curated record. Gene Ontology annotation, molecular function: carbon-sulfur lyase activity. Bases 1 to 516 code for a protein of 171 amino acids. NCBI's taxonomy places the organism in Eukaryota, Fungi, Ascomycota, Eurotiomycetes, Eurotiales, Trichocomaceae. The transcript has 2 exons.
AUGGGUUCCAAGACAGAGCCCUACUUCCCUCUGGCCGGAUACAGCCAGGAUGGCUGGUCCAAGGAUGGCAGAGCCACAGCGACGUGCUUUUGCGGCGCAGUGCAGCUCAGCUUUCCCACUGAAAAACCUGGACUGGUUGACACCUUCAUCUGCAACUGCACCGAUUGCCGCAAACUCACUGCGUCCAUGUUCGCGUCCAACUUCACCAUUGACGAUAACUACUUAAUCCAUGAGCGCGGUCAAGAAAAUCUGACGACGUACGGCCAGUCCAAGACGAUUGGUACAGGCAACACCAUGACCAACUACUUUUGCUCGACGUGUGGCUCUCUCAUGUACCGACGCGGUACAGGCUUCCCAGGCAAAAGCAUCUUGCGCAUCGGCACUGUGGACGACUUUAAUCUCCACGAGACUAAGUUGAAGCCUCGUAUUGAGCAAUAUGUUAAAGACCGUGUGGCCUGGUUUCACGGUGGAGAGGGGGUUAAACAAGUUCAAGGCUAUUAUUAUGCAAAAGUUUAG